AUGGAUCAAACGGGCCAGAUCCUCGCUACGGCCAACCAGAUAUAUGCCAGGGCAAACGAAACCAGUACCGACCCUACUACACAAACUCGACCACCUACGUACAAGGCUAUUGGUAUAUCAUUGGCCAUCGCAUCUGGCUGCUUCAUCGGAGUAUCUUUUGUGAUGAAGAAGGUCGGGUUACUCAAAGCCAACGAGAAAUAUAACGAAGUCGCUGGUGAGGGUUAUGGCUAUCUCAAGAACGCCUUUUGGUGGGGUGGCAUGACCUUGAUGAUCAUCGGCGAGAUCUGCAACUUUGCUGCGUACGCUUUUACCGAUGCCAUCCUAGUUACGUCUCUGGGCGCCCUAUCCGUCGUUAUCACCGCCGUUCUGUCGGCCAUCUUCUUAAAGGAAAGGCUGAGCAUGGUAGGCCAGGUUGCUUGCUUUCUUUGUAUAGUCGGAUCCGUCAUUAUCGUCUUGAACGCCCCAGAAGAAUCGUCUGUGGCCAACAUACAGGAGCUACAAAAAUUCGUCGUUACGCCGGGUUUUCUGUCUUAUACCGGCGUCAUCAUCAUCGGUGCCCUUUUUAUAGUAUUCUGGGUCGGGCCACGAUACGGACAGAAAAACAUGUUUCCUUACAUCUCAGUUUGUAGCUGGAUUGGGGGAUUGAGUGUCGUCGCUACCCAGGGUUUGGGCGCUGCUAUUGUCGCGCAGGCCGGUGGUACUCCCCAGUUCAACCAAUGGUUCCUAUAUGUUGUUCUCGUCUUCGUGAUAGGGACUCUGUUAACGGAAAUCAUAUUUUUGAAUAAAGCGCUCAAUAUAUUCAAUGCGGCCAUGGUCACCCCGACAUAUUAUGUAUACUUUACCAGCACGACCAUCAUCACCUCAGCGGUUCUUUUUCAGGGAUUUAAGGGCACAGCAAUGCAAAUUGUCACGGUAGUCAUGGGAUUUCUUACUAUUUGCGCAGGCGUUGUUCUACUCCAAUUAUCGAAGUCGGCUAAAGAUGUUCCGGAUACGGCUGUGUUUACUGGAGACUUGGACCAGAUACAUACGAUCGCCGAACAGGAGCAGCCAGAAACGGAACCCAAGGCCGAUGCUAUUCGUGGAGCCGCCGCGAUCGUUCGACGAAUCUCGUUUACGCGGCAGAAGAUGGAAGAACAGGAAUUCCGGCGACUUCGUGAAGAGAAAGAAAUGGAACGUCUUGCGACAGUUAGUGAAGAUGGCUCUCAGGUAUACGAGUGGGAUGGAUUAAGGCGGAGAAGGACUACUACUAUCAGCAGUCACAGAAGCCGUAACAUAGCGACCCCGAGCCCAGUCAACACUCCGGCCGCGCAUUUACCCCUAGGCAGAUCAAGAUUCCCGACGGAAGAUGAAUUGGCCGAGGAACGCAAUCGUCAGAUGUCCCCUAGUAUGUUGUCAAGUAUCGCAGGCACCAUUCGAACUCGGGCCAGGAGUGUUCUACUUCCAGGGCAUCCGGAUUUUCGUUCAUCGGACCAUGUCCCCCAGGUUCAGAGCCCAAUGCAUCCGAUGCAAUUGACUGACAUUGCGGUUCCAGGCCAGAAGUACGGAAACGAACCCGGAAUAUACGGUGCCAGUGCAGAUCAUGUUUACGGACUCCCGGAUGCCCUACGGAAGACGGAAUAUGUUGGCGCCGGGAGCAUAGCAUCUGGUAGUACCGGACGACGUAUCCAAUUCGCGGAAACACUGAAGCCAAGCGCUAGCAUCGAAUCUCUGGCGCCGCCAAUACCGCCACCUCACGCGGAGGCACCCUCAGCACGUCGGCAAUUCUCGUUCCAAAAUGUGUUCCGUCGGCACCAAGCUGACAGUGGACAGGAACCAGCACUACCGAUGUCGAGGGAUCUACCGCCGUCACGCCAUGGUCUGGGCUCACGCGGUUAUUCGGACCGUCAGGCACGGACAAAGAAUGCGACUGAAGAGGAACGACUAGGUCUCGUUAAAGGUGAUUCGAAGUCUACGCCAGCACUACCGCAAUACAACGACGUCAACAUCGACGACGAUAGCGACGAAAGCGACGAUGAUACAUAUGUGGAUGAUAAGAGAGCAGCCCGAUACGGAAGGGGUAUCACGAACAGUCCACUUGGUAGGGAGAGGGACGACAAAGAGGCCGAACUCGACGAUUAUGAAUCGGGCCAAAGAGGUUGGAACGAGAGUCGUCGUGAAAGUAGAGAGGUCGCGCCCCGAAGUUUACCACCGCUGCCACCGCUGCCACCGCUGCCACCGGGACCACCAGGGCCACCAGGAUCAACGGGACCACCGAGACCAACAGGACCGCCGGGACCACCGGGACGACAGAAUCCACCUCGUGGCGGUGACGGGGCUUUUAUCUAA
Hypoxylon fragiforme is the source of this 2325-nucleotide messenger RNA. RefSeq names its product DUF803-domain-containing protein. Gene Ontology annotation, cellular component: membrane. Gene Ontology annotation, molecular function: magnesium ion transmembrane transporter activity. Gene Ontology annotation, biological process: magnesium ion transport. The record is from RefSeq and is a predicted model, not a curated record. Bases 1 to 2325 code for a protein of 774 amino acids. The transcript has 2 exons. NCBI's taxonomy places the organism in Eukaryota, Fungi, Ascomycota, Sordariomycetes, Xylariales, Hypoxylaceae.